UAAAACGGGCGGCGGCGGGCCGGCGAACUACAACCUGUGUAUCCUGGUUUAAGGAGACGUUCACAGACUUCAGUUGGAGAACAAGACGAAAAAUCGGAAAGGCGGAAGUUUUUCUGUAUUGUACCGAGCAGUUUGAUGAAAAAGGACAGCGUCAUUAUGGUGGAUCAAGUCUGCAACCGGACGCUCAGCAAGAAGCCUCUGCUGUCGGACCCGCAGCUGUUCGAAGCUCAGUUCGAGGAGCUGCUGACGGAGCUAACGGAGAGAGACCUGACCGACCCGGUGCUGGCUGACGCCCUGAGCAGGCUCAGAAAGGUUUUGGUGUACAAUGCACCUGGAGGCAAGAGGAACCGAGGGCUGUCUGUGAUUGGUUCACUGCGAGAGCUUCUUCCACCUGCUGAACUCACCCAGGACAUAGUGCAGAGGGCUCUGGUGAUUGGCUGGUGCACUGAGCUGAUUCAGGCGUUUUUCCUGGUAGCCGACGAUAUCAUGGACGCAUCACUGACUCGGAGAGGACAGCCGUGCUGGUACAAGAUGGAUGGAAUCGGUCUGGACGCCAUCAACGAUGCUUUUCUCCUGGAAUCUACCAUCUACAGACUCCUCCGCCGACACUGCAGGGAUCAGCCCUACUAUGUUCACCUACUGGAGCUGUUUAAUGAGACGGCCUACCAGACAGAACUGGGUCAAGCUCUGGACUUAAUAACGGCUCCUCCUGGUCGGAUCGACCUCAACAGAUUCACCAUGGAGAGGUACAAAGCCAUCGUAAAAUACAAGACGGCCUUCUACUCCUUCUACCUCCCGGUGGCGGCGGCGAUGUUCAUGGCAGGAAUCAGCAGUGAAGAGGAACACAGUAAUGCCAAACACAUCCUGCUGGAGAUGGGGGAGUUCUUCCAGAUCCAGGACGACUACCUGGACUGCUACGGAGACCCGGCCGUCACCGGGAAGAUUGGAACCGACAUCCAGGACAACAAGUGCAGCUGGCUGGUGGUGACGGCGCUGGAGGUGAUGAGUCCGGAGCAGAGAGCCGAGCUGGAGGUUUCUUACGGCCGUAAAGACGAGGCCAGCGUUAGAAAGGUCAAAGCUCUGUACGACUCGCUGCAGAUGCCGAGGCGUUACCACGACUACGAGGAGGAGAGCUACCAGCGGCUGCAGAAACUCAUCGGCCGCCACGCCCAGAACCUCCCUCACUCCAUCUUCCUCAACUUCGCCAAGAAAAUCUACAAGAGGAACAAGUGAGAGGCUCCAUUGAUGCACAGACUGAGUUCUCUCACUUUUAGAAACGGGGAUUUUUUCAGGUUCAACGCUGAAAAGACGGAACUUUUUGUAGAUGUUUGGUUGUGAAUUUGUUCUGUGUUGGCUCAUUACGGUCUCCAGUCAGAGGAAUUCAGCAGGUUUUAACGCACGGCAUACUUCUGAUUUUGUAGAAAUAAAUUUAUUUUUUAAUUCCUAACAGAAACAAGUGUGUAAAAAGUGAAUGCAUCCAGGCGGGAAACUCAUCAGCUCUGUUGGUUCCAAAUCGUUUUAUAUACUGCUGCUAUAAAUGUCUGUACUUGCCUGGAUGCUGUUGCUUUAAAUAAAUAAUAUAUUGCUAGUG
Molecule: messenger RNA, 1591 nt
Organism: Amphiprion ocellaris (clown anemonefish)
Lineage: Eukaryota; Metazoa; Chordata; Actinopteri; Pomacentridae
Gene: fdps
Product: farnesyl diphosphate synthase (farnesyl pyrophosphate synthetase, dimethylallyltranstransferase, geranyltranstransferase)
Exons: 10
Coding region: 136-1233 (365 amino acids)
Biological process (GO): trans, trans-farnesyl diphosphate biosynthetic process
Cellular component (GO): cytoplasm
Molecular function (GO): dimethylallyltranstransferase activity; (2E,6E)-farnesyl diphosphate synthase activity
Source: RefSeq, a predicted model, not a curated record